Molecule: messenger RNA, 2144 nt
Organism: Solea senegalensis (Senegalese sole)
Lineage: Eukaryota; Metazoa; Chordata; Actinopteri; Pleuronectiformes; Soleidae
Product: guanine nucleotide-binding protein G(i) subunit alpha-2
Exons: 9
Coding region: 719-1786 (355 amino acids)
Biological process (GO): gamma-aminobutyric acid signaling pathway; adenylate cyclase-modulating G protein-coupled receptor signaling pathway
Cellular component (GO): heterotrimeric G-protein complex
Molecular function (GO): GTP binding; G protein-coupled receptor binding; GTPase activity
Source: RefSeq, a predicted model, not a curated record
GGCGGUUGUGUGUGUGUGUGUCGCUGUUCGUCGGGCGGAGGAGAACUUCACGGCGCUCCACGGGUGUGGCUUCGAACGUGAUAAAUCUCAACACGGGGGUAAAAGAGGAAUGCCUCGGGGUAACUGAAGCAAACAAAGAUUGAACACACACACACACACACAGAGAGAGAGGGGGGAGUGUUGAGGGCGUGUGUGGUCGCAGACUGUGGGGAGUACGUGGGCUCGGUUUCUAAACAGCUGGAGUAUUCUUUCUUUCUUCUGCUGAACUUCGUGGCCCGUGUUCGUGGGUUGAACCUGCUCCAGUGCUGUGCGCGAGGAAACUGCUUAAAGUCCGUCGUCCUUUUUUUUAAAAAAAAAAGUUGAGUCAAGUUGGAGUUUUUUUGGGGGGAAGGACCGUUGAACAACUUCCACGAAAGGAACACACCAAUGCGGCUCUAAGUGACUCAACAACCGACAGCGUCCGUGGGAAUCUGUGACUUUUAAAAGAACUCAAUUCCAAGUUCGCAGCUGGAAAUUGUUGGUCCUCGAGCAACGUCACGUUUGUCGGCACUCUUGAAGAACAGGGAAGUCGCCUCUCACGCCACUUGAAAGCCCUUGUGUUGUUUUCAAAGGGGGUUUCGGACUCUGGGCCGUUUUUCUUUUUCUUUUUGACUUGAAAUACAUUUCACAGGUAACAUUUCCCCACUAAACAGCAGACCUGAAGCGAGCACUGGGAACCAUGGGUUGUACGGUCAGUCAGGAAGAUAAAGCCGCGGCCGAGAGGUCUAAGAUGAUUGACAAGAACCUCAGAGAAGAUGGAGAGAAGGCGGCCAGAGAAGUCAAACUGCUGCUACUGGGUGCUGGCGAGUCAGGGAAGAGCACCAUUGUGAAGCAGAUGAAGAUUAUUCAUGAGGACGGUUACUCAGAAGACGAGUGUAAGCAGUACAGAGCGGUGGUCUACAGCAACACCAUCCAGUCCAUUAUGGCCAUCAUCAAAGCCAUGGCCAACCUCAAGAUUGACUAUGAGGAGUCAGCCAGAGCGGAUGAUGCCCGCCAACUGUUUGCCCUGUCAGCAGGAGCAGAGGAGCAGGGCAUCCUGCCAGAGGACCUGGCCAACGUCAUCCAGCGACUGUGGGCCGACAGCGGCGUCCAGAGCUGCUUCACACGGGCCCGAGAGUACCAGCUCAACGACUCUGCAGCCUACUACCUGAACGACCUGGAGAGGAUAGCCAAGCCAGAUUACAUCCCCACACAGCAGGACGUGCUGCGGACUCGAGUCAAGACCACUGGCAUCGUGGAGACACAUUUCACCUUCAAGGACCUGCACUUCAAGAUGUUUGACGUCGGAGGUCAGCGCUCAGAAAGGAAGAAGUGGAUCCACUGCUUUGAGGGAGUCACGGCCAUCAUCUUCUGCGUCGCCAUGAGCGCCUACGACCUGGUGCUGGCCGAGGACGAGGAGAUGAACCGGAUGCACGAGAGUAUGAAGCUGUUUGACUCCAUCUGCAACAACAAGUGGUUCACGGAGACGUCCAUCAUCCUGUUCCUGAACAAGAAGGAUCUGUUUGAGGAGAAGAUCGUCCACAGCCCUCUGACCAUCUGCUUCCCUGAGUACACUGGCCCAAACAAGUACGAGGAGGCGCAGGCCUACAUCCAGACCAAAUUUGAGGACCUGAACAAAAAGAAGGACACCAAGGAAAUUUACACCCACUUCACCUGCGCCACCGACACCAAGAACGUGCAGUUUGUGUUCGACGCCGUCACCGACGUCAUCAUCAAAAACAACCUGAAGGACUGCGGCCUCUUCUGAAACAACAACAACAACAACAACAACAUGUCUGAUAAAAGAGUCCAGAUUACUACUUGAACGGUUGUGACGACCAUAAAGACGAGGGGAACACACACACACACAUACACACACACACACACACACACACACACACACACACACACACACAUCAUGAAUGACUGCACUGGCCAGAACCACGACGUACGCUUCGAUCUGCUUUUUAUAAUAAAAACAAACAAAAAACAACAACAACAAAGAGACUGAAAGCUCGACAACCCUUGCAGAAUUUCAUCGUAACGCUGAUCCAGUCGCUCGUAUCCUUCACUCUUUGACCUCUGAUGACCACAGGAAAAAAAAUUAAAUCAAACUUUAUUUUGUA